ACCUUUUUUUUUGUUUGUUGAUCAGAAAAACAAAUGUUAUUGCGUAAAUGCACAUUAAACUGUGAAAAAAAAAACAUUUAAUCAAAUUGAACUGCAUUUAUUUAUAUAAAGUAGUAUUUUUUAAGAGAAAUAGAAACAUUAACCAUUAACCAUUAACGAAGGUUAAUAGAUAAUCAGUAUUAAAUGAGAGAUGAAGGGUGGUGACUGUAAAUACAAAGAACAACCUCCGAAAAACGAGGCCCAGUCUCAUCUUCCCGGAGUCCAUAGCUCCAAAAAGAUAAACAUCAAACAUAACUGAAAAUAACUACCCCUCUCUCUCACACACACUUACUGUGUGUAACCGUCGCCACCACCACCACCUUAAGUAACCCCAUCCGCCACUUCUUCAACUUUUUCCCAUCUCAUCUCUGUUAGCAACCACAUUAUGAACACACACACGAUCAUGGGUGCCACCACCUCCACUACUUCAUCGGACUUACAACUCUGCCCUGCGUCCCCUGAUGCUCAAGAGAUUUUCCGGCCAACCCUUGACACCUCCGACAUCUCCGUCGGCCACAUCCAACCCAUCACCACCAUACGCCCCCACCAACAAAACCCCAGAAAGAAACGCACAAAGAUGAUCCGAUUCCACAACAGCAAAGCCAUUGUUGGUGUUGCAGGCGGCAGUUCAACUUCCGGCAACCAUUCCGGCAUCAUCACAAAGAAAAAACCAGACCCAAGUGCUCCAAAAAUCACUCGUCCCUGUACUGAAUGUGGGAAGCGGUUCUGGUCAUGGAAAGCCCUCUUCGGCCACAUGCGUUGCCACCCUGAGCGACCAUGGCGGGGAAUCAACCCACCACCAAAUCUCCACCACCCGCCGGCGCCGGAUAAUCACGAUUUCACCAAUGUAACAACUGAAGAAGAUGAAUACGUGGCCGCAUGCUUAUUGAUGCUCGCUAACUCCACCACCACCAUCGCCGCCCAUCCAUCCACCAGUCACCACCACCACCACCAGGAUCCGGAUACCCGAUUUGAGUGCUCGAGUUGCAAAAAGGUAUUUGGGUCCCACCAAGCGUUAGGCGGGCACCGGGCAAGUCACAAGAAUGUGAAAGGUUGUUUUGCAAUAACAAGAAACGAUGAAGUUGAAGAUGGAGAAUUUGAAUGUGUAGAUAACAACAUGAACAUGGUGAUGGUUUUGGGCAGCGGGCAGCAACACAGAUGCAGCAUUUGCUCAAAGAUCUUUUCAAGCGGGCAGGCACUCGGUGGACACAAACGAUGUCACUGGGAGAAAGACGACGCCGUUAAUAAUACACCAAUAACAACACCGUUUAGGUUCGAUCUGAAUUCACCCCCACCUAAUGAUCAUCAUUCCACGUUUCCAAUUUCAGAUUUAGAUUUAAGAUUAAGCCUCUAA
Molecule: messenger RNA, 1393 nt
Organism: Lactuca sativa (garden lettuce)
Lineage: Eukaryota; Viridiplantae; Streptophyta; Magnoliopsida; Asterales; Asteraceae
Product: zinc finger protein ZAT2
Source: RefSeq, a predicted model, not a curated record